Messenger RNA from Solanum lycopersicum (tomato), 1082 nucleotides. RefSeq lists its product as uncharacterized. Lineage: Eukaryota; Viridiplantae; Streptophyta; Magnoliopsida; Solanales; Solanaceae. The record is from RefSeq and is a predicted model, not a curated record.
UUCUCUUCUUACCAACAAGCCCAAAAAAAAAAAUCCCUGUUUUCUCAUGGCUCGUUUCCUCUCAAAUCCCUUAACCCGAACCCGAAUUCUGACCCGACCCGUAUUCUCCCCACCUCUUCUCCUCACUCUCCGGCACCGUUCAAACUCCAAUCGCUCCGGCGGUGGAUCCGGUGAUGGUGGAGGUGAACCACCUCACCCUCAGUUAAUCGAGAUCGACCUAGAUUCGUCAUCUAGUGGAUCGGACGGUGGGGUAAAGAAGUUGGAGGAGGUAAUCCAUUCGGUUAUCGUGAGGCGUUCUGCUCCAGAUUGGUUACCUUUUUUGCCUGGAUCAUCUUACUGGGUUCCACCUCCACAACCGUACGUGAAAGUUGGGGGAAUACAUAGUAAUCGUGGUGAUUUUGAUCCUCAUAGGAUACUAGAGGUUGUUGGGAAAAUGGCUGCUGUGAAGAGUCAUUUUGGUUCUGCUUCUUCGUUAUCGGCUUCCUCUUUGUUAUCAGAGGAUGAAACGAGGUCGGUUUCUCGUGUUCGUGGAUGGCCUUCGUCCUCGUUUUUUACUGGAGGACCUGCUUUCCCAACCCCAGUGCAGGUGGUGGAAGUGGAGGUGAAGCUUGAGGACAACCCGGAUAAUGAUUCUAAAUCUGAGGACGAAGGAUAAAUGACCUGUCUGUGUAGUGAGCUUCUGUAGCUUAGUAACCUUGUAAAUUCUUUGAAAACCUGGAAAACAUAAGAAGCUGCUUACCUCAUGAAGGAGGAGCAAACAAAGUUACACGGAUCAGAGUUUGGGGUUUUAGUUCUUUAAUCCGCGCUCUUGUUCAAUGUAGUGGUUCAAGUUACACAGAUCGGAGUUUGGGGUUUUAGUUCUUCAAUCCGCGCUCUUGUUCAAUGUAGUGGUUCAAUGCUCAACCUAGCUAGAAAAAAUCUAUGUAUUUAUGAUGGUGUUUGAACUCUAUGAUCUGGAAAAUAAUCAGCCUGCUUAGUUUAACGCUGUUUGCUUUAUGUCCAAUGAGUUGUCGCCGUAGCUUUAACCUGUUGUUGGUCAGCUUAUCAUCUAUUACGACGCUAUAUUAUGCCCUAUUGAAGAA